UACGCGUACGAUUAUUCAUCGUAUACCUAUACGAAUACACGUUAGCCCCACACGAGUUCGGAGCUUAAGUUUUAAGCGUGCAAGAGUAUGGGAGAUCGCGCGCGUGCGGUUCGUAGUAUUCGUGCGUCUAUGUUACGUUCGUACGUGGAAGUGUGUAAUGUUUUUGCUCGAGGGGAAAUGGUACCGCGUGUGUGGUCCAGCCUCCGUUCCCUCUUCCCCUGAACCCCUCGCGUCCCCGACCCUCCGGAAACGUCCCCCUCCCCGUGGACGAGACGUAGCCGCUCUUCGAGCCUGCAUAAUAUACUCGUGGAGAAUUUCCCGUCGCCUAGCAACCCGGGACGCUCGCUCCAGAAGAACCAAUAGAACUUCAGAUCCACCGAUCUCGACUCUACGCUCUGUUAACUUCGACUGUGACGUCACUGGGGAACCACGCGCGUAGAUCUCUCGCUGAUCUUCGGGUUCCAAAGGGUACCGGUCGCCGAGUGUUGCGAACCGGCGAUCGGGGGAUCGGCGAAUGGCUGCGGAUAACGCGGACCGAUCGACGAAUCGAUUGUCCGCCGUUUCGUACCGGUGACUCAAUUUUUCGCGAUAUUUCUGCAUUCGCGCCGGAAUUUUCAGGCGCGGUAAUCGGUUCGCGCGUUCCACCGAUCUUCGAUUCUUCGAACCGAUUUCACCCUCGGGUGAAACGCGACGAUUUUUCCGACGUUCCGGGCGAUUCGCGGCCGUCGAGGGGACCCUCGUCGGGAUUACGUUCCUCCGUUCUCGACGGCCCUGGGCCGGCUUCGAGUUCGUCGGGUCCUCGUGGAGGGGAGGGAUGAUCCGGCAUGGCUGCCGUAGGGUCCGAAGAGGGCGAAGGAGUGGAAGAGAGAGGAACGGAUGAUGUUAGCGUCUGCCGAUGAGAGAGAAACGAGAAAAAGGGGUGGGAGAGCCGUAAGCCAGGAGAGAAAUGUGGGACUGCGUGUCGCUUAGUACGGACUUAGACCGUUCGAAGUGCCGGUCGCGAACUGGCGAAGCGUGCCUUACCGAUCGUCCGAUCAGCGUGACAGAAGAAACGCAUUCUAUAUCUACUGUACGAUAGUUGAACGAUAAUAGAAUACCGCGAUUUAUAAAUCCAAGGUACGAAAUAGCGCGUUAUCGAAAACUUGAAGUAAAUUUCAAAUGACGGAUUCCGUGACCGUGUAAAAACAGAGGUCGUGAGCCAUCCGGAGAUCCGAAGAUCUCCAAACGCGUAGCUCCUAAUAUUCUUCAAACAAAGUUUCUUCUCUCCCAUUCGUGUGUUGUGCCGAUCUAUAAUUCGGAGUAUAAAUAUCAAUGACAAACGAGAGAAAGACGUUUUAAAAGUUUUUAAGUGAAAAAAAGUUAUUCGUAGAUCGCCCUCACUCACCGACAGUGGCACGGUAAUUCGUAUCUCUCCUAAAAUAGUGACAGUUUCAGGAUAAUAAUACUCCACGUACUGGUCCGUAUCCAUUCGCAAGAGUUUGGCGCAACCAAUCGCUAAAAUUGUCUUCGAUUUUUUGAAUUUUUUUCCGUACAAAGAGCGACCGAUAUCGCCGAAUCGUUUCGCAUUUGUUCCGCGAUUCGAAUAGCGGAAGUUCUACAGUAAUAACAAACGAACGUUGCAACCGACGCGUCUCCGUACACCCUGUGGAGGAUCAAUUAUUACACAGGAUAAAGGCGUACGUCGAGGAUUAUCCCGGCAAAAGAAUUUGUGAGAAUUGAGAUCCGUGCGGGCCGCACGGGCAGAGCUUUACGAACGCCAUCGGCAUUGGUCGCUCCUCCGUCGUCGCUUCGAGAGCGUCGUGAAAAGAGAGAGAGAAAAAGAGGUCUUCGUUCGAACGUAGAGAGGGAGGGUCUCGCUCGUGUGUUUACCGACCAAGAAGGUAUAUAACGUACGCUACGGAAUACACGGACCUGCUGCAGGCUGCUGUUGCCGCUGUGCCCCGCGAAUGAGUCCGAGAAUGGAUCUUGAGGAUAUCAGCCUCCCUGCUGGUCCUCUUGCUGCCUCUGCUACUCGUCGAGGAAUCCCGGAGCCAACGGAAACGUAAAAGUAAACUAAGUGGGUGCAGUGAAUUUGAAGUAGGGAAAAAAAAAGAGAAAAAAAAGGAGUAAAGUGAUAUUUAUUUAUAUUAUUAUCCCGUAUCCAGUGUGCGUGAGUGUCCCGGAAGUAAUAAUCGAUUGUACAAUAAUAGGAUAUAAUUUAUCGGUAAUAUCAUUGAUAAUUGUAGAAGGAUAGUAGUGCGCAGGGAAUUCCUCGAGUUCUUUUGUUUGCAAACACAGCAAUGGCCCGGAUCUUAUCGCUGGGCGCUCGGCGAGAGUUGGAAAAGAGGAAGUAGAUAGAGUGGGUAUCGGUUAAAAGAGGAGUAAAAAAUAGUAUAGAGAAAAAGAAAAAAAAAAAAAAAAAACACAAAACAAAACAAAACAGGGAGAAACACAGGGAGUCUCUGUGGUGUGGAGGGUUCGUGCCGCGUGGGGGCAAAUGCAUCGCGGAUCAUGGUCGCUGCGUCCGGUCCAACAGGGAUCCUAGCGGAGCGCCCUUCCGGUUCUGAACGACUCCAUGGGGCGGGUCCCCGUAACGUUGACGUCGACCUCGACGACGAGGAAGGCAGUUGCAACAGCUGGCAAAAGGGAACAACCGCCAGCGGAGAGAACGAAAAAACUAGACGAAGACACGAGUCCGAUCUCUACGUCAGACCGAGCUGGACGGAUGCUGCGAUCGCCCUGGACCAGCUCGAGAAGGGGAAGGCGGAGGGUCAGAGAUCGGCUGUAUGGAUUCGAGCUCGCCUUCAGGAUCAGCUGAGCCAAUUGGGAUAUUUCCUUCAGAGGCACGCGGGGAAGGUGUUGUUCGUGGCUAUACUAGCCCUCGCCACAUUCUGCGUCGCUCUGAAAUCCGUCCAAGUCCAUAGCCGCGUCGACCAGCUAUGGGUCCAGGAGGGUGGAAGGCUGGAGCAGGAGGUGCGAUACGCUAGUGAAGCUCUCGGCGAGGCCGCGGCAUCGACUCACCAACUCGUGAUACAGACCCCGAGGCACGCCGGGGCGAACAUACUUCAUUCCGCUGCCCUCAAGGAACACCUCAUAGCCCUGAGAGCCGCUACGCAAGUCACCGUACAGUUGUUCGAAACGUCCUGGGGCCUCAAAGACAUGUGCUACGCACCGACGGUCCCAAAUUUUGACAUGCACUACAUAGACCAGAUAUUCGAUAACAUCAUACCCUGCGCGAUUAUUACACCGCUCGACUGUUUUUGGGAAGGUAGCAAACUCCUGGGACCUGAGUAUCCGGUUCACAUCCCCGGCGCUCGACCGAACAAACCGGUACAAUGGACUAAUUUGAACCCCACCGGUAUGCUGGAGGAAAUGAAAAAACUCCCCUUUUCAUUUCCCUUUAAAACGCUCGAAGACUAUAUGAAGAGGGCCGGCAUAACGAACGGCUACCAGGGUAAGCCGUGUCUUGACCCCACGGACAAAGAUUGCCCGGAAACAGCGCCGAACAAACAGUCGCAGCAGAUACCGGACGUUGGUGCAGAGCUGACCGGGGGUUGCUACGGUUUUGCAGCAAAAUAUAUGCACUGGCCCGAAGAGUUGGUGGUCGGUGGAGCGAAGCACAACAAAACGGGUCAUCUAACGCGGGCAGCUGCUUUGCAGACGGUAGUUCAGCUUAUGGGGGAACGAGAGCUCUAUGAUUUCUGGGCAAACACCUACAGGGUUCAUCACAUUGACUGGUCACAGGAGAAGGCGUCCGUUGUUCUGGAAACUUGGCAGCGCGCUUUCAGUAACGAAAUACGCAAACAACUAAAAGGGAAUGGAAGUGCGCCGUACAAUCUCUACGCUUUUAGUACGACCACCAUGAACGACAUACUUGGAAAGUAUAGCGAAAUAUCGGUGAUCAAAGUCGCAAUUGGUUGCGCGCUUAUGGUGCUCUAUGCUGGCCUAGCGCUAUUCCGUUGGCACGAUCCAGUCCGUUCUCAGUCCGGUGUCGGUAUAGCGGGUGUGAUGCUGGUUUGUGCAACGGUUGCAGCAGGUCUAGGAUUCUGUGCUCUUUUGGGAAUUCCCUUCAACGCGGCUACUACUCAGAUUGUUCCGUUCCUCGCUCUGGGCCUGGGAGUUCACGAUAUGUUCCUAUUGACGCACACGUACGCUGAACUCGCCGUUAACGAAGUUCGCAGCGGUGAACAGACUGGUGUUGUCCUGAAACGGACUGGUCUCUCCGUACUCCUCACCGGGCUCAGUAAUGUGUCCGCAUUUUUCGCAGCUGCUAUGAUACCUGUUCCGGCUCUGCGCGUAUUCUCCCUCCAAGCAGCGGUUUUGAUUCUGUUCAAUCUCGCCGCUAUGCUUCUCGUGUUUCCUGCUAUGGUCAGCUUAGAUCUACGCAGAAGAAGAUCUGGAAGAUCGGAUAUCCUUUGCUGCUGUCUCCCGGCGCUCAAUAGUCCUAAUGCCUACAAAAACGGCGGAUGCGGAGGCGCCAGAUGUGGAACAGCUAAGCAGACUGUAACACGAGCUAUUCCUCCGGAGAGGCGAGAGACGUGUACGCAAAUUCUAAGUCCACGAAAUCACAGAAACGAAGCAUGGAUAGGCGGCGAUGUCGCUAAUCGGGACGCGGAAAAACAACCCACAGAGGAUGACGCGCUUACGGGAUGCUCUAAGGACGAUUGCCUGGGAUUCGGACUAUCGCAACUCGCGGCGAGGCAUUACGCUCCUUUUGUUACACGGCCGACUACCAAAGUCUUCGGGAUGAUGUUAUUUGCGGGAAUUUUAGCUGGCAGCGCAUGGCAGGCAACCAGGGUGAGCGAUGGACUUGAGCUCACCGAUCUGGUACCGCAGAAUUCAGACGAGCACGCUUUUCUCGCUGCUCAAGCCAAGCAUUUCGGAUUUUACAAUAUGUAUGCGGUAACCGGGCGUGACUUCGAGUACCCGAAUAAUCAACGGCUGCUCUAUGACUAUCACGAUGCUUUUAUGCGAGUGAAGAACGUCAUCAAGAACGACGACGGUGGACUGCCGGAGUUCUGGUUGAGCCUCUUCAGGGAUUGGCUGAGGGGGCUGCAGACUGCCUUUGACAGAGAUUAUCGUGCAGGAUGCAUCGAUCAGGAACGAUGGUACAAAAAUGCGAGUGACGACGCGAUACUUGCGUAUAAACUGAUGGUACAAACGGGACACGUUGACAACCCUAUCGACAAGACGCUCAUCAAUCAAACGAGGCUUGUCGACUCGGAAGGGAUAAUUAACCCGAGAGCUUUCUACAACUACCUCAGCGCAUGGGUGUCGAAUGACGCCCUAGCUUACGGUGCUUCUCAAGCAAAUUUGAGACCCGAGCCAAGACAGUGGUUUUACACGAACGAUCAUGAACUCAAGAUUCCCAAGAGCAUGCCGCUAACUUACGCCCAAAUGCCAUUCUAUCUUCACAAACUAACGGACACGGAUCAGAUCACGGAACUGAUUGGAAAUGUCAGGGAUCUGUGCAGCAGAUUCGAAGAACGCGGUUUGCCCAAUUUUCCUUCUGGGAUCCCUUUCCUGUUCUGGGAACAGUACAUGGGACUGCGUAGCUGCUUGGGGGUGGCAUUGCUGGCGGCACUCGGUGCUUCGGUUGCCGUUGUUGGAAUUCUUCUGCUGAACCUCUGGGCGGCACUCCUGGUUGGCACUUCAUUGGCUGGGGUUGUUCUUCAAUUACUCGGUAUUAUGGGCCUCUGUGGUAUCAAACUCAGCGCGGUUCCGGCCGUCCUACUCGUGGUCAGUGUAGGAAUCGCCGUACACUUCACGGUCCACAUUUGUUUGAGCUUUGUGACGAGCAUCGGUAGCAGAGACCGCCGUAUAAGAUUAGCUCUGGAACAUAUGUAUGCGCCAGUGGUGCACGGAGCUCUCACAACUUUACUAGCUGUGGUAAUGUUGGGAUUUUCGGAGUUCGACUUCAUAGUACGGUACUUCUUCCUGGUACUGCUGAGUCUGAUCGGUAUCGGUCUGGUGAACGGCCUCUUCUUCUUUCCCAUCCUUCUGUCUCUGGUGGGACCCUCGCCAGAAGUCAUACCCAACGAUCAUCCCGAUCGGAUAUCAACGCCCACGCCUCCCGCAUCACCAAUUGUAAGAAGAACCAAACCACCUGCGCCACCGAAACGCUCUCACAAAAUUGAGAGCAGCAGAUUACAUGCCGAACCCUCACUGACUACCAUUACUGAGGAGCCGAACUCAUGGCAUAGUACUCAAGAGUCGUGUAUCAUAGUUCAGCCUGAGCUAAAAGUGGAGACAACUUCUACAUGUGGCAAUCAGAACUGUAGCGGAUCGGAUACGAGUGGCUCUAGUCGAACAUCCCCAGUGCCUUCAGCCUCGCAUAUCACAACAAAGGUGACCGCUACAGCUAAUAUAAAGGUCGAAGUCCACACGCCAUUAUCCAGUGGAGUGGAUCGUAGUGAGAAAUGCCGACACGGAGGCAUCGGAAGCAGGCGAAGCUCGCGUUGCAGCACAAACGUUAACGGGGGUGAGUCUUCCGGCUCGGGUUCCGGUUCUGAACCGGAUUCUGACUCUAAUGCGAACGCGAAUGCGAAUUCGUACAAACACUGACGAGUACCGUGACGAUCAACGGCUGCUGCUCAAGUACCAUGCGGAACGAAAACCUACACAAGGCUGACUAGGCUAGUUUCAAGUUUCAUAUUUUCACCUCCUCCGGUUCCUUUUUCCUCCUCUUUCCUAUAUGCAUUAAGUAUUUUCAUCCCAAGAGUACGUGAGAGUUUGAACUGUUUUCCAAUCCUAGAUUUCGCGGAUAACAAACGUUACAAGAACUGAAUCUUAUUCCAUGGUUUUUUUUGAUACUAAUCAUUGUUGGUCGUAUCUCAAUUUGAAUUUAGAAUCUUCGGGUUUAUCGUACUUUUGAGUUACAAGAGGUUUAUUUCAAAGUAAUUUGAUUCGUGAGUGAAGGAAUGGAGAAAUAUCGGGCUGUCGCAUGCUAUAUAUUUAUUUAACACGAGACGUUCGUUUGUAUGACAAACACUCGUAUCAGAACAAAAAAAAAUGUGUGACUGGUGUGCAUGUGCAUAAAUUGUAUGAAAGAGUGACAGAGAAACUGAAAAGAAUGGAUAGAGGGAGAGCAAGAGUGCAGCGAAGCAACAAAAUUGAUCUACAGAGACUCUAUGAUUGUAGUAGGUAUUAAUCUAUUUGAAACAAAGUUCAACAAAAACUUCGACAAAGACGUGAAGUAAUGAGCUUCUAUCUUAUUUAUUAAAACGCUUCAUAUUACAUUGUUAAAGGAUAGUGCGAAUGUAGUUAAGUAACGGGGUGAAUCUGAAACUAUUUAUUAUUUAUUUUAUUUUUUUUCCAUUUCGUUAACUACCGAAAUGUUUGUACAAUAUACGUUAUGCAUAGGUAUACUUUACGAUGAUAUACAUAUGUAUUAUUUAUAUAUCGAGGGCUAGUUUUGAUAAAUAGAUGAUCUACAUACGAUGAAACAAUAAGAAAAAUGAUGGCAGUGCGAGUCAAAUGAGUGAUUUGAAUAUUGAAUUUUUUAGACUAUUUUGAUCUGGAUUGAAAUUUUUUCUUCUUUAUCCGCGCUACAAUUGUGUGGUACGAGGUGCCACUGCAUGUAGAAACUGAAAAUAUUAUGGAUAUUAAAAUAAUAUAGGAAACUGUUGAUUACGGAAAAUUUCAUGUCUUCUACAUAAUUAAAUGAGAUUUACUGAAAGUCGCAAAAGUAUGGAUUACGCUCUUCUGGAUGUUAGCCCUCGUUGAAUAUAUAUUAGAAUAUUCUGUAAUACAUAAAGAAUGAAUAAUGCAUGAGACGGCAAGCGUACAAGUUAAAUCUGAUGAUAUUUUCUGUUAUAGUGAUUUGUAGAAAUACUCAAAACUAUUUAUGUUACGCAAUGUGUAUCAUUUUUUUUUAUAUAGAGUCAAAAGUCUACGGCCUAAUUUAAUAACACUUAUUAAUUAUUAUUAGAUCGAUAUCAUAUUUCUUUUAUGAUUUUGUAAAAAGUUGUAAUAUAUUUAUAUUGGUGCGGUGUAGGCUGCAGAACAUGAGCCGCAUUUUUUGUAUUAUUAGGUUCACACUAAAAGUUUCUAUUACUUAAUUAUGAUAAGGUCGAUUGUGAAAAUAUUAGGGACGAAUAAUUUUUAUUCAGAGAACGAACGUAAUGAAUAAGUUGUAACAAACAAGCCAGCGCCUAGCAAUAAACGCAGUUGUAUAACGACCUUUAGAAUUGUAAAAUUGUCUGUAUAGGAAAGAUUAAGGUAUACUACAUUUAAGUGUAAGAAGAAAAUAGUCAACAUACCUCCGUUAAGCACUAAACCUGCUCCAUGACUUAAUAUAAUUAUUACUGAUUAGUAAGACUAGUUAUUCUUCUAUAAAUACCAGAGCGAUUAUUUCUGUACUGUAUAAUGAAAUUUUUUGUACAUAUUAAGAAAUAUAAUAUACUGGAUAUUGAAAAUAA
Athalia rosae (coleseed sawfly) is the source of this 8399-nucleotide messenger RNA. RefSeq names its product protein patched (gene ptc). Gene Ontology annotation, biological process: smoothened signaling pathway. Bases 2491 to 6543 code for a protein of 1350 amino acids. Gene Ontology annotation, molecular function: smoothened binding; hedgehog receptor activity; hedgehog family protein binding. The record is from RefSeq and is a predicted model, not a curated record. The transcript has 11 exons. Gene Ontology annotation, cellular component: plasma membrane. NCBI's taxonomy places the organism in Eukaryota, Metazoa, Arthropoda, Insecta, Hymenoptera, Athaliidae.